AUGACGGCGCUCGACACACUCAAAGCCGCCUUCGAGGCAUCGCUCACCCCCUCGCCGACCGUCAUCACAAUCGGCCUAGCCAUUGUGCUCUUCCUCCCCGUCCUCCUCCACCUCCUCUUCUCGGCAACAACCCCAUACACGACCCUCCCGUCUGUCCUCCUCAUCGGCCCAUCCGGCGCAGGCAAGACCGCUCUCCUCACCCUCUUCGAACGCGGGCCCCUAUACACCCCCGACCAACCCACUUCCACCGACAAACCAUCCGUCUCCACGCCCGUCGCCAGAACCCACACCUCACAAGUCCCCUCCACCGUUGAGCUCGCCGUCUCCACCGACAACAAAAACACCACCAACUCCACCACCUACCGCACCGACCUCGACGCCGCAGGCGCCACGGCCAAAAAAUUCCUCCUCGUCGACACCCCGGGCCACCCCAAACUGCGCGGGCACGCCCUCUCCCAACUUUCCUCCUCUUCCCCCACCAUCACCCCCUCCACCAUCUCAGCCACCUCCUCCGAAACGCACAAAUCCAAGCUCAAAGCGCUCGUCUUCGUCGCCGACGCCGCCGCCCUCGCCGAUCCCGACAGCGGCGCGCUAGCCUCGACCGCCGAAUACCUCUACGAAGUCCUGUUGGCACUGCAGCGGCGCUUCCACAGCCGGAGCGGCUCGCGCGCGCCCGCGAGCGUGCCCGUGCUGGUGGCGGCGAAUAAAUUGGAUUUAUUUACGGCGUUGCCGGCGGCGUUGGUGAAGAGCCAUUUGGAGGGGGAGUUGACGCGGAUUAGGAAGGCGCGGAGCAAGGGGUUGUUGAGUACGGAGGAGGGGGAGGGGGAGGGUGCGGUGGAGGAGGGUGAGGGGUGGUUGGGGGCGUAUGGGACGGAGAGGUUUAGUUUUAAGGAGAUGAUGGAGUUUGAUGUGGAGGUGGAGGUGAUUGGGGGGAAUGUGCUUGGGGAGGGGCCGGGAGCGGAUAAGUGGUGGAACUGGAUUGGGGAGAGGGUUUAA
This is a messenger RNA of Chaetomium globosum CBS 148.51, 996 nucleotides long. RefSeq lists its product as uncharacterized. The transcript has a single exon. The record is from RefSeq and is a predicted model, not a curated record. NCBI's taxonomy places the organism in Eukaryota, Fungi, Ascomycota, Sordariomycetes, Sordariales, Chaetomiaceae. Bases 1 to 996 code for a protein of 331 amino acids.